CUUACUACCCAUAUAAUCCCCAAUCCCCAUCCAACUUCCCAUCAUCUUCACACUCACAAACAAAAAAAUGUCGACUUCUUCUUCACUUGUAGACUCUCCAAAACAGGGCGGCUCCAGCCCCUCCUCCAACCCAUUUAGUCACUUCCUCGGCAGCAUAUCCUCCUACGACGGUAAUGUGAUGCUGGCGGCCUUGAUAUCCCUACUUUUAGUCAUCCUUUUCGUUCUUCUCCUCCACCUUUACGCCAGAUGGUUCUUGGCGCAGGCUCGCCAGAGACGGCGGCCCACCUCCAUUUCCGUCACCCACGUCCUCCGCACCGAUCGAUUCCGCCAUUUCCACGCAUUCAAUUUCGACCUCAGUUUUUCAACUUCCCCCUCGAAGGGUCUCGACUCCGCCGUCAUCUCCUCCAUUCCGUUGUUCGUUUACAAGUCCGAGGAAUCCAAACAUGGGUUGGAAUGUGUAAUUUGUUUGAGUUCCUUUGAGGACAAGGACGUUGGACGACAAUUGCCCAAGUGCGGGCAUGGUUUUCACGUCCAGUGCAUUGAUAUGUGGCUGCAGUCUCACUCCAACUGCCCCAUUUGCAGAGCUCCUCUGGCGACUGAAAGUAGGUUUUCCACUGAAGUAAGUUCCCUGGAGGAGACGACCGGAGAAUCGCCAGCUAUGGAUGCGAUUAUUAAUGAAGAAUCGGGUCAGGAGGAUGACACUUCAUCAUCAUCACCAUCAUCUUCUUCCUCUGUGUUGUCGUCUUCAUUAGGAUGUUCAUUAAAGAGAAUGCUGAGCAGGAACAGGUCAGAGCACAAGGUUUUUCCGACAUCUAAUGCUACAGAUGAAGUUGAUGUGUGAGAGUCAUCUUUGUCACUAGUAGUGUUCAUACUGUAGAAUCAUGAAUCACAGAUUUUGUAUAAAUUUCUUGGGGAUUG
Molecule: messenger RNA, 918 nt
Organism: Rubroshorea leprosula
Lineage: Eukaryota; Viridiplantae; Streptophyta; Magnoliopsida; Malvales; Dipterocarpaceae
Source: the annotation of a GenBank genome assembly